This is a messenger RNA of Drosophila willistoni, 2160 nucleotides long. RefSeq names its product neprilysin-2. Gene Ontology annotation, biological process: protein processing. The transcript has a single exon. The coding region runs from base 12 to 2051 and encodes 679 amino acids. Gene Ontology annotation, molecular function: metalloendopeptidase activity. The record is from RefSeq and is a predicted model, not a curated record. Gene Ontology annotation, cellular component: plasma membrane. NCBI's taxonomy places the organism in Eukaryota, Metazoa, Arthropoda, Insecta, Diptera, Drosophilidae.
GAGCAGCAGCCAUGAAGGGUUUACGCUUGCUGAUAGUGCUACUCUGCCACUUGCCCAGUACUUGGAUGAUGCCCCAACAACUAGAAGCCAACCAAGAGUUGGAUAUGAAUGGAAUUUACUUGGACAGACUCUUGCUGAAUGUGAAUACAAGUGUUAAUCCUUGCGAUGAUUUCUAUGGUUAUGCAUGUGGCAAUUGGAGUAACAAUUACAUAGACACGGAUAUCUACUUGGAUAUGCCGGGCUAUAUGGAUUAUUUCUACAAUAAGCAGUUGCUCAGUGCUCUGGAGGAAAAGCACUCUGAUGGGGGCAUAUUUGCACAACUCUGGGCGUAUUACAAUUCAUGUCUAAGUCUGAAGCAGCCAUCGCUGAACGAAAUGUUGCAUUUGGUGGAGGAUGAACUCGAUUUCGAAUGGCCCAUCUUUAGGAUCAAUCAAAGUGAACCAUGGGCCAAUGAGACCCAUUUCGAUUGGCUUGGCACAUUGGCCAGACUAAGAGUAUAUGGCCUGAAUGGAAUAUUUUUGAGACAGGAAGUGAAUGUGAGACGUGAGAAUGGUUCCCACUACGUCUUGCACUUAAUGCAACAGCAGCCAGUUGCAGUCAAAUCCCAAUUGGCUGAGCAACAAGUGCUUGACUUAUAUAUAGCUUUUGGCUUAAACAAGACAUUGGCUCAAAAUCGAACAGGCAGACUUUUGCAAUUGGAAUGGCAAGUUGGCAAUCUGACGAAUAUGUAUCCAGAAAACGGAAAUGAAAGCAUCGGCUCUGAAUUGCCCGAGUGGACACUAAAGCAAUUGACUGAGAAGUUGCCUCAAUUGGAUUGGAGAUAUUAUUUUAGCACUUUAUUGGCUCGCCCUCUGCCCGAUAAGCAGCUGAUACAAGUGGUCCAACUCGAGGAGAGUUAUCUUGACCGGCUACAAGUGAUACUUGACAAAAGUUCCAAUGAAACAUUGGCCUAUUACAUUAUGUUCAAGUUACUCUAUUACUUCAAUGAGGAAUUGCCUUUGGCAGGGAAAGAUCAGGAUUCCUCAAUUGCCUGCAUCCAUCAGCUACGGGGCCACAUGCCCUUGGCCAUGAACUAUCUGUACGAACAAAGCAACUAUGCGGCACGACGAGAUGUCUAUGAUGCAGCUUUGCAGCAAAUGAUGGCAAAUAUUCAAGAACAAUUCGAUAAACUCCUUCAAGAGAAUCGUCUGCACUUGAAUAGUGAGGAGAUGUCCUAUGUGAGGGAAGAGCUUGGCACGUUGAGUCUCAAAAUAGGCAAUAUUCCCCACCAACUGACAGAGAAACAAGUGGGCCAAUACUACAAGGACCUUCAUUUGCAUCCCUUACGUUUUUUUAGCAACAAGUUGCAAUUGCUUAAAAUGAACUCACAACUCGUUCAGCAGAUGUUGCUUAAUCUACCCCAGCACGAAGGCUAUUAUCACCAGGAGGCGUCCGUUUCACAGAACUCUUCGCCUGUGAAAAUCUUUCAGAAUGCCAUUGUCCUACCCUAUGGCUAUUUACAAUUGCCAAUUUACGAUGUACGCAUCGAUAAACUGAUGCAGUACUCGCAAUUUGGAUUCAUCUUGGCCCAUGAGCUGCAACAUGCUUUCGAUCUCUUUCACAUUGUGUACGACGCCAGGGGCAACUAUAAUGAGACCGGCCUUGGUUUGGUCCAGCAUUUUCUGGAGUUUAUCAAUUGCUAUGCCAAGAGCCCAUCGGACCAUGUCCUGCUCUCGGAAACUAUGUCGGAUAUUGUGGGUCUGCGGCUUACCUUUGCCGCCUACUUUGACCAAAUUAAGCCAACAGCAGCAACAAGAACAGAAGAGAACCCACAUCUCUCUCACUCUAGGGGCAACUACACAGACGAACAGCUCUUUUUUCUCAAUUCGGUGCAGUUUUUGUGCGGUAACAUGCAGAAAAUUGAGGCAAUGGCCUACAGUGGAGAUGCCGAGCAUGGAUUGCACAACAAACGAGUCAAUCGCAAUUGGGCCCAUCAUGAACACUUUGCUAGGACCUUUCACUGUUCACCCGGUCAAACUAUGCAUAAAGAAGAAAUUUGUCGUUUGUGGUGAGAGGGAACAUUUAAUUUUAAACAAAGCUCUGAACAUCUUGAAUGUUGUUAAUUAAUGUGUUCUGCUAAAAUCGAAUUCGUUGAAAAUAAAACUUUGUUUUUUCUCAGUA